AUGUCAUUAGACAUAUGUGGAGCAAUAGUGGAUCCAUCUAGUGACAAUCUUGAACAUGAGGUCACAGUUGUGGCGAUGGCAGAUGCUAGGGAGGUAGAGAAAGGAAAAGUUUUUCGUAACAAGGAGAUAAUGAAAUUGAGCUUGUCAUUUUAUGCAAUCCAAAACAUGUUUGAGUACUUGGUUGUUCGGUCCAAUAAGAAAGACUAUCUCGUAAAAUGUUCACGUGAUGAGUGUAAUUGGACAUGUAGAGCAUCGAAGUUAGCCAAAAUAGAUAUGUUUAAAAUCAGACACAUUGUAGAAGGUCACAUAUAUGCUUCAAACAUCAUACUCAGUACUCAUAGGCAAGUGACAAAGACAGUUGUGUCAACCUGCAUUAAGUACAAGUACACUUCAUCGCGCACCAUAUACACACCGAAUGAUAUACGCAACAACAUGCUGCAUACAUAUGGAGUAUCUUUGAAUUAUGUCAAAGCUUGGCAAUCUCGAGAGGAAACUCUGAAAGUGCUAAGGGGUGAUCCAACUGAUUCAUUCAAUAAGAUACCAGCCUUUUAUUCAGUGCUACAACAAACAAAUCCUGGAUCAGUCACAAGUCUAGAAAUUGAUGGUCACAAUAGGUUUAAAUAUUGCUUCAUGGCACUAGGUGCAUCUAUACGAGGAUGGAAACAUUGUAGGCUAGUUGUUGUGGUUGAUGACACAUAUCUAAAUGGACACUAUGGUGGCACCUUAUUCACAGCAUGUAUACAAGAUGCAAAUAACAGCAUUUAUGUACUUGCUUUCAGGAUUGGGGAUAACGAGAAUGACAGCUCCUGGACAUGA
Olea europaea var. sylvestris is the source of this 816-nucleotide messenger RNA. RefSeq lists its product as uncharacterized. The record is from RefSeq and is a predicted model, not a curated record. The transcript has a single exon. NCBI's taxonomy places the organism in Eukaryota, Viridiplantae, Streptophyta, Magnoliopsida, Lamiales, Oleaceae. Bases 1 to 816 code for a protein of 271 amino acids.